AUGUGGCCGGGUUUGAUAAAGAAAUCGAAAGAGGGAGGAUUGGAUAUUAUCGAGACUUACGUUUUCUGGGACCUGCAUGAACCAGUUCGAGGCCAGUAUAAUUUUACUGGACGAAACGAUUUGGUGAAAUUCAUCAAGCUGAUCGGUAAAGCCGGUUUAUACGUUCAUCUUCGUAUCGGUCCUUACGUUUGUGCUGAAUGGAACUAUGGUGGAUUCCCUCUGUGGUUGCAUUUUCUACCCGGUAUUGAGCUUCGCACUAACAAUGACGUAUUCAAGUCUGAAAUGCAGCGAUUUACGUCUAGGGUUGUGAACCUGAUGAAGAUGAACAAUCUGUUUGCAUCACAAGGAGGCCCCAUUAUUUUGUCUCAGAUCGAAAACGAGUACGGAAAUGUGGAGUCGAAAUAUGGUGACGGUGCGAAACCUUACAUCGAGUGGGCCGCAGAAAUGGCAACCUCGAUGGAGACAGACGUCCCGUGGGUAAUGUGUCAGCAAGACGAUGCGCCCUAUUCAAUGAUAAACACGUGCAAUGGAUUCUACUGUGACAAAUUCACUCCUAAUUCCCCUGAUAAGCCCAAGUUUUUCACCGAACUCUGGAGUGGAUGGUUUUCCGCAUGGGGACUUCCGGUGCCGUACAGACCGGUAGAAGACGUUGCUUUAGCUGCAGCGCGGUUUUUCCAGAACAACGGAACAUUGCUCAACUAUUACAUGUACCAUGGUGGGACUAACUUCGGACGGACUUCUGGUGGACCGUUCAUCACAACUAGCUACGACUAUGAUUCUCCUAUGGAUGAAUAUGGUCUUCCUCGACAGCCGAAGUGGGGUCACUUGAAAGAUUUACACAAGGCUAUAAAGCUCUGUGAAUAUGCAAUGGUGGAAACUGUUGGUGUUACCACUAGUGUUGGCACUAAUUUGGAGACAACCGUUUAUCAGUUAGAAUCAGGGGCAUGUGCUGCUUUUCUUGCCAAUUUGGAUACUCAGUCGAACGCAAAGAUUUAUUUCAACGGGAAUUACCACGACGUACCGGCUUGGUCCGUCAGCAUAUUACCCGACUGCAAGAAUGUAGUGUACAACACUGCGAAGGUGAAUGCUAUAACAGCCUUCACAAAGUUCGUGCCACGAACUACGUUGAAUUGGAGCUGGAGCUGGUUUAAGGAGCCCGUCGGAAUUUCUCUCACCGGUGACGCUUUUGUGCAGCCUUCGUUGGCAGAGCAGAUUGGCGUUACCGGUGACAGAAGUGACUUCUUGUGGUACUCUUUAAGGAGCUUAAAUCUCGAUGCUAACGACCCUCUGGUUAACGAAGCGUCUACGGUGCAACUUCACGUCGAUUCCGUUAGGCAUGGACUGUACGCGUUUGUCAAUGGGAAGCUUGCAGGUGGUGGAAGAAGUGAUAGCAUCGGUAGCAGGCAAAAACAACAUCGAUUUAUUGUGUUUCACCGUGGGGCUAUCGGUUCGUCGUUGAUCACACAUUUAUUCAACCAUCUUUAUUUUUCGGAAUUAUUGUUUCGUAAUAAUACAAAUCAAUUGUCGAAAAUCCAGAACUACGGAGCAUUCUUCGAUCAAAUACCGGCAGGAAUCCAAGGGCCGGUUCAGAUCAAUGGUUUAAGCAAUGGUUCAUCAACUAUUGAACUCUCCAAAGUACCAUGGACUUAUCAGAUUGGUCUGAAAGGAGAACAAUUAGGCCUAUCGAACGGAGGUUCCGAAUAUUGGGUGUCCGAGCCUGCGUUUCCGAAGAACACUCCGUUAACAUGGUACAAGACACAAUUUUCGGCUCCAGCUGGAAAUAGUCCAGUAGCAAUAGACUUCACAGGAAUGGGAAAAGGGCAGGCUUGGAUUAACGGUAACGGAAUCGGCCGUUACUGGCCAGCUUACGUGUCACCUCCAGAAGGCAAGUGCACAGACAACUGCGACUACAGAGGAGAAUAUUCCCAGGACAAAUGUCUCAAAGGCUGUGGAAAGCCAGCUCAGCAGCAGUACGUGUCAAUUAACAUUUCUAAUAUAUAUCACGUGCCACGCUCGUGGCUCAAACCAACCGGAAACACUCUGGUGGUGCUGGAGGAAAUCGGAGGCGAUCCGACAAUGAUAUCCAUCGCCACAAGGGAGAUAGGGCUCAUCUGUGGCGCAGUCUCGGAAUCUUACCCUGCACCCCUGGAUUUGUGGGACUCUAAUUAUCUGACACGUGUCACCAAACCGACGCUUUUACUGGAAUGCCCUUACCAAUCACAGGUGAUUAAGGAACUCCAGUUUGUCGGCUACGGAAAUCCGCAGGGUAAAUGUGGAAGUUUCACACAAGGUCAAUGCAGGAGCAACCGGGCUACGACCGUUGUUAAUAAGUAUUGCAUGGGAAAACAAAAAUGCAGCAUUGAAAUGACUCUGGAGAAUUUGGGUGAUCCUUGUCCAGAUAUUUACAAGACUUUAGCUGUGGAAGCUUUUUGUGGUUGA
This is a messenger RNA of Erythranthe guttata (spotted monkey flower), 2439 nucleotides long. The record is from RefSeq and is a predicted model, not a curated record. NCBI's taxonomy places the organism in Eukaryota, Viridiplantae, Streptophyta, Magnoliopsida, Lamiales, Phrymaceae.